Molecule: messenger RNA, 1744 nt
Organism: Amphibalanus amphitrite
Lineage: Eukaryota; Metazoa; Arthropoda; Thecostraca; Balanomorpha; Balanidae
Exons: 3
Coding region: 321-827 (168 amino acids)
Source: RefSeq, a predicted model, not a curated record
ACAGUCAGUUUUUGUGUGGCAUAGUGGCUGCCUAGCCACGGGCCGGCAGUCGCGCCAGUCGUCUUUGGACCGGGCACCGGCGUGUUGAUAGGGGAGCGGUGACCCGUGCGUGAGCUUCCGAGUCUCGCGUGUCGCCGGGGCCGUCGGUAGGUGUCGGAUUCUCCUCGGUAGGCGGAGUGGACGGUGGGCUCAGGUGCUGUGGUUCAACAGAGUUGAGUGCCGUGAACGACUCUGUGCAUGGUCGGAUAUUGUGCCAGGCGAGGUUGUCUCAGUGCAGUGAGGUGACAUUUGUGAGUCAGUUCAGCCGACUCCCAGCACCGAUGCGCGCUGCCGGCCGGCUGACUACUCAUCUGGGCACGAUGCGGGUGGGCCGGCUGCUGACGGUGGCCGUCCUGCUGACCGUGCUGCUGGCGGAGCUGGGGGACGCUCAGGUGUACCAGCCGCCCGACUGGCUGGCAGAGUUCAUCUACCACCCGCUGCUCACCGUCAUUGUGCGCGUGUACGAGUUCUGCAAAAAUGUCAAAGGAGGCUGGAAAACGUUCCUGGGCCGGAGGCGUCGCUCGCUGGACUCACCCUCCGUCGACGAGGCCGGUGACCCGUGUGACCUGCGGGUGCCCUGUCUGGCCCUCAAGGCGAUGGACGCAGGAACCCUGGACCAGUGGGUCGAGGAAAGGUGGCCGGCUGCCGCUGGCAAGUGGCGGUCGCAACCGCAGCUGGCGAAGCUGCUGGAGCGCCUGGAGCAGCUGCAGCGGGAGGAGCUGCCGCACAGCCGCCAGCUGCGCCGCAGGGCGUGUCAGGUGGUCCUACAGCGCUGCCCGGCCAGCUAGGAGGCCGGCGCGGUGCCGCGGACUCAGAGGGGCCGCCGCGAGGCGAAGAGUGUGUGAGGGCGAGCGAUAGACUGGUGACGUUAUGGUACGACUGGUGACGUCAUACGAUCUAGCCAUAUGACAUCACGGCUUGGAUAUGACGUUAUUCGGUCUGUACUUGUGACGCCACAGUCUGAACAUGUGAUCUUCGGUCUGGAUAUAUGCCGUCGCAAUUCUGAGGUGACGUCUUGCGAUAUGACCAUGUGAUGUCAUAUGAGCUGGAUAUGCAUAUGGAUGUAUGAAGUCACAAUAGGGUGGUUUGAAGGUUCGGUUAGGACCGGUACCAGUGACUUUGAACCAAUGUCUGAAGAUGUGUGAUGUCUGUCCGAAUGUCGGUCGGAGCCUGAUGCCUGUUGUGGAUGUUGCGCAGGGGACGUUUGAAUGACUUGAUGGGGUAGAUUGCCUUUGGCAGCGAUAUUCAGCUGAGCUGGUUUACGCUGCCAAGUCUGCCCACUCCUGCUGUCUGAAAAUGGACGAACGGGGGAAACCUGACAGCGGUAGAGAAUUCACAUAUCGGACCUCGAGUCCCAGCCUGUUAGCUCGUUAUUCACGCUAUGGCGCUGUUACAGCUGUUGUUGCUUUCGUUGUUACUGCUGUUGAAGGACUGCGCUUGUUAUUGGUCUGGGGAUGAGCGACAAUCUGGCCAUGACGUGUUCGUUGCUUGUUUCGCGCGUGGUCAGAACGUUUUUUUUUAAGUUACCACAUGGGGUUCUAUAUAGUAUAUGCAGAGGUCUGUUGUUGCGACGAAGAUUCUCUGACCAAGACGUUUCCGUCCCAGAGGCAGCGUUACGAUUGUUAGAUUGUUAAUUUAUUCGCCGUUAUUGGCGAACGAACGAGGUAUCGACUUGUUUCUAGGUCAAUAAAUUUAUUAAGCGCAA